AUGUCUACGCCGAGCCAGACUCUCACUCUCCCAAGUGCCAAGCCCUACGCUUUCCAGUUUCCACUUGCCACCACCGCUCUGAUUAUCAUUGACAUCCAGAGGGACUUUGUCGACCCCGGCGGCUUCGGCUCCGUCCAGUGCGGCAACGAUGAAAUCUUUUCCAGGGCCCGCGCCAUUGUCCCCACCGUCAGGAAAGUCCUCGAUGUUUUUCGCUCCGUUGGGGGCCAUGUGAUACACACCCGCGAAGGACACCAACCGGAUCUCGCAGACCUGCCGGCCGCAAAGAGGCUCCGCCAGAUCUCGUCUCCCCAUGGCCACCACACCAUGGGCAUCGGUGACCAAGGCCCCAUGGGCCGGCUCCUGGUCAGGGGCGAGUAUGGCCACGACAUCAUUGAUGAGCUGACGCCGUGGCCUGGCGAGACGGUGAUUGACAAGCCUGGAAAGGGGAGCUUUUGGGGAACUGACAUACACCGGGUCUUGCUUGCUCGGGGCGUGACUCACCUGUUGUUUGCCGGAGUCACUACCGAAUGCUGUGUCACCACAACAUUGCGAGAGUGCAAUGAUCGCGGCUACCAGUGCUGCGUGCUCGAUGACUGCACCCAGGGCUUUGAUGCCCAGCAGGUGGCCACGUCGCUGGACACCGUCAGCGGCCAAGACGGCCUCUUCGGCUUCGUGGGCACAAGCGCCGAUUUCUUCACGGCAAUCAACGAGUCGCUGACGCAGCUCACGCCGCCGGCGACGCCCCCUCUGCUGGGCGACGACGGCCUACCGCCAAUCGACGAACUCAUCUCACGCUACAAGAAAGGCAUCACAUCACCUGCCGAAGUCGUCAACUUUGUCUUUGACCGCAUCGAGAAAUACCACGCCACUGACCCGGCUGUUUGGAUCCAUCUCGAAACUAGGGAAAAGGUGCUGCAAGACGCAGAGAAGCUGGCCUCUCGACACUCGGGCAAGCCGCUGCCGCCGCUGUACGGAGUUCCGUUCUCUGUGAAAGAUACCAUCGACGUCAAUGGCGUGCCGACGACGGCCGCCUGCCCACAGUACGCGUACACGGCCACUUUCAACUCACCGGCCGUCCAGUACGUUCUCGACGCCGGCGGCAUCUUCAUCGGCAAGGUCAACCUGGACCAGCUGGCCACGGGGCUGUCCGGAUGCCGGUCGCCGUAUGGCAUCACGCACAGCGUGUUCAGCGAGAGGCACAUUUCGGGCGGGUCGUCGUCGGGGUCCUCAGUCUCGGUCGGCGCCGGCCUCGUCUCGUUUGGCCUGGCGACGGACACGGCUGGCAGCGGGCGAGUUCCGGCAGCAUUCAACGGCAUCGUCGGCUUCAAGCCAACCAAGGGCACCGUGUCCGCCAAGGGCCUCGUGCCGGCUUGCAGGACGCUCGACACAAUAACCGUCGUUGCGCCGUCGGUUCCGGACACCCGAAAGGUGUGGCGGAUCAUAGCCAGGCACGAUCCCGACGACCCCUUCUCCAAGCUGCCCCACACGCUUGUGACGUGGAAGGUCGACUUUCGCGGCCCGCGCUUGGGCGGCUUCACCUUCGCCGUCCCUCCUCCGUCCUCGCUUGAAGUCUGCACCAAGGCAUACCAGGACCUCUUCAGCCAAGCCGUGAAGCUACUCCGGUCGUGCGGGGGGCGCCUUGUCGAAGUCGACUACACGAUCUUCGAAGUUGCCGGGGACUUGCUCUACGAAGGCGCCCUCCUCCACGAGCGCAUGACGUGCCUGGGCCUGGAAUUCCUGCAGACAAAGCUGGAAGAGCUGCACCCGGUCAUCAAAGCGCUCUUUGGCGGCGCGCUCGAGAAGCCGCCGUCGGCGUACGACGUGUUUCGCGACCAGGCGCUGCAGAUCCAGCUGACACGCAAGGCCCAGCAGACGUUCGACACGCUGCGCGGCGGCAUCGACGUGCUGGUGGUGCCGACGACGACGCAACACCCGACCAUCGAGCAGAUGACGGCGGACCCGCUGCGGCUCAACUCCAAGCUGGGCACCUUCACGCACUACGCCAACGUCGUCGACCUGUGCGGCGCCAACGUCCCCGCCGGCACCUAUGUCGACGAGCUGGGUGCCGGGCUGCCCUUUGGCAUUACCAUUCUGGGCGGCGCCGGGUACGACGCCAAGGUGCUCGACAUUGCGGGCGUGGCCGAGGCGACGUUCAAGGAGGCGUUCGCCAAGGCGUGA
Lasiosphaeria miniovina is the source of this 2178-nucleotide messenger RNA. Its product is annotated as glutamyl-tRNA amidotransferase subunit A. Gene Ontology annotation, molecular function: catalytic activity. Bases 1 to 2178 code for a protein of 725 amino acids. The transcript has 2 exons. The record is from RefSeq and is a predicted model, not a curated record. Lineage: Eukaryota; Fungi; Ascomycota; Sordariomycetes; Sordariales; Lasiosphaeriaceae.